AUGGACGACGCCGCUCCUGGCCAAGAUGGAGAUACAUCGGACUCGUCGUCCAAGAAUACGCCCGCUGUUGUCGAGAUCUCACCUCGAGGCGAGGUGGUCCUGGACGUGAGCUUUGAGACGUCCAAAGAGACCAUCCGCACGGCGAAAAAGGCCCACCAGGCUGCCGCGAGGAAGCCAGGGGCGCUGCGGAUUCCCGAGCCAAACUUCAGUCCCUUGUUCAAGGUGGCCUUCCGAGUGGAGCUUGCCGUCUUGCAGAGACACUCCAAGUACUUUGAGAACCUGCUGGGCAACACCCAGUUUGCCGAAGCGAGGCUUGUCCAGGAGUCGCUGGCCAACCUCACCAUGGAACAACGUGCAUCAGAGGACACUGACCUGACAACUCUGCCGUGGAUCACCAUUACCGACGACGAUGAGGCCACACGCUCCAUCGGCCGUGACAAGGUCUUCGGAGACAUGCUGAGGAUACUCCACGGACAGCCCGUGCAGACGCCGGCAACAUCGAUCAACAUGCUCUUUGUCACGACAUUGGCCAUUCUUGCAGAUCGCUUCGAUUGCCGGACCGUCAUCGCGCGGUCUCUGAGCUCGAGUCUGAAGCUCAAGUGGCCCAAGACGAGCAACAGAGCGUUGAGAGCCGACAGUGGCAAGAGUGCUCUGGGAACAGAGCAGGUGUUGCGCCAGAAGAUCCUCGUCUCCUGGCUCCUCGACCAGCCGAUGAAGCUGCACGACGCCACACGCGAGAUCAUCCUACGCGGGUCCUCUCACUGGAGUGCCCUCGUAUCCUACGAUGAGCUACCCAGCACAGAAGCCUGGUGGAACCUGCCAGAUGAUCUUGAACGCGAACUCCAGCACCGUCGCGAGGCAAUCCUCAACACCAUCGCCUCCGUCCAGCGGCACUUCCUCGCCCUCUACUCUUCCCGCGAUCGCCAGUGCAAGCUCGGCUACGACUCGUCCUCGGCAUGCGACUCGUUCCAGCUCGGCCAGAUGCUCAAGUUCCUCACGAGCAAAGACCUCCUGCGCCCCGUCGACUUUGGCCCCAGCUCGCUCGAGGCCCUCCCCGACGCCGCAACCCUCGACGUCGACGACCUGCUCGGCACCCUGAAACAGAGCCCCAGCUACCAGGUCGACAAGAACCACACCAACUGCGGCCUGCGCACGCGCCUCGACCCCAUUGUCGACUUUAUCCGCGCCAUGCUGUCGACCGAAGUCGUCGGCAUCCGCGGCGCCGAGUGGCGGAGAGACCGCGCCGCGAGUUCGUGGGCGCGGGCGGCGGAGGAGCGCGCGGCCGCGCCGCACGGGGCCGAGGACAGGAAGUUUGCGUUCACGCGGGGCAUGGCGGGCGAUCAGCGGCUGCGGUAUGAGGGAAACAUGUACGCGGAUAAGAUGGCGCGGAGCCUCUUCACGGCCGACGCAUGGGAUUGGAGCCCGGAGUAUUAA
Molecule: messenger RNA, 1434 nt
Organism: Verticillium dahliae VdLs.17
Lineage: Eukaryota; Fungi; Ascomycota; Sordariomycetes; Glomerellales; Plectosphaerellaceae
Exons: 2
Coding region: 1-1434 (477 amino acids)
Source: RefSeq, a predicted model, not a curated record